ACCCGGAUCAGCUGCAUGCAUGCGUGCGUGGCCAACUCAGCUGCGUUGAAUCAGCCUUUGUUGCGCGAUUCAUUCCGCGCCAUCUCGAUCGCACUUUCGGGUACAGGGGACAGACAAAGUCGCCAUGGCGUACUAUGAGGAGCGCGGCUACGGCGGACCCAGGAGGAAGUCACUCCUCAUCGGCAUCAACUAUGUCGGCAGCCAGCAUCAACUGCAGGGUUGUCAUCAAGAUGUCCAGAACAUGCGCCAAUUCUUGCAAGCAAUGGACUAUCCAGAAGACCAGCGCUCGCAAGUAAUCCUACGCGACGAUCAAUAUACCGACCCCAGAGGCCCAUUCUUUCCAAACGGUCACAACAUCAUGGCAGCAAUGCAAUGGCUAAUUUCAGAACCGGGCACCAUGAACUUUCUCCACUACUCCGGUCACGGUGGCCAAGUCCCAAGCGACGACUACCGCGCCUCAGGCUAUGAUGAUACGAUAGUACCCUACGACUUCGAAGAGAACGGCCAGAUCUCAUCUACCAUUCUGCACCGUUUGUUAGUCUCCCGUCUCCCGCCCAACAGCUCGCUUGUCGUCAUCUUCGAUUGCUGCCACUCAGGCUCCGCUCUCGAGCUCCCGUACGUCUUCCGCGCGGACGAGGACGGCAACGUCAGCAUGAUGGAUAACGUCCAGACAGGCAUCGCAUUAGUCAGUGAAGCAUCGCACCUGAUCCAAGGCGGCUUUACCGUAGGCAAGAUUGCCGAGGCCAAGACUUUACUGGCAGGUGCGACGGACUUCUUCAAAGGUCUUACGCAUGAGCCGCCCCAGACGGACCAAUUCGGUCUAGGCGCGUCCGACAACCAAGAUGCGUAUGCAAGCGAAGGCGCCAAGAACGUGUGGAUGUACUCCGGCUGUCGCGACGACCAGACCAGCGCUGAUGCGAGCAUUGCGGGCAGCCACGUCGGCGCCAUGAGCUGGGCGUUUCUGGAAUCCAUGCGUGAGUACGGUACUGGUCAGAGCUACAUCCAGGUGCUGCAGAACACACGCCAGAUAUUGAAGGGUCGAUACCAGCAGAUACCGCAGUUGUCGGUGGGCUACGAGCAGGACCUGAAUUAUCAGAUGAGGCUGUGAUGACCAUGUGCACGAAAAGCAAGCCGGUGACUUAGCUACUCACGAUUAUAGAUGGCCGAGCAUUGAUCCGUGCCUUCCUCAUUUGGACACCUAUGACUUAGACUUCAGCUCUGACCUUAGCUCAGUCUCCACGCCAUUGCAUCCCCAAUCUA
Messenger RNA from Baudoinia panamericana UAMH 10762, 1260 nucleotides. RefSeq lists its product as uncharacterized. NCBI's taxonomy places the organism in Eukaryota, Fungi, Ascomycota, Dothideomycetes, Mycosphaerellales, Teratosphaeriaceae. Gene Ontology annotation, molecular function: cysteine-type endopeptidase activity. Gene Ontology annotation, biological process: proteolysis. The transcript is spliced from 2 exons. The record is from RefSeq and is a predicted model, not a curated record. The coding region runs from base 125 to 1108 and encodes 327 amino acids.